AUGGCUUUUAAAGUGUACUUGAUUGUUCUUAUACUGUGGAUUGUGAACACUAAGUGCUAUGUAUGUAAUUCGAACUGUUCGUAUACCAUCUUCGUGAAGGAGAGUGGCCAACAAAUACGAUGUUGUGAAAACUCAUCGAUACCAACCAAUAAGACUUUCAGAGCAGUGUCUGUUCGGUUCAGUGAAAAAUGUGAUUUUAAUGAUAUCUCUCUCGACGAACCAUUCUUGGACACGUUUUCAGUUAGUAUAACAAAUAAUACCAUUGCAAAUUUAAAAAUAACCGUGAAGCCGAACAACUUACGUGAAAUGAAUUUGUCGUCGAACAAAUUGCAUUAUAUCAACAAGGAUCUCUUUAGGAACUACACAAACCUUCGUGUAUUAAUUUUAAGCAAAAAUAACAUCUACAAAAUAUCGUCUGAUAGUUUCGUUGGACUAAACAAGCUGGAGAAUCUGGAUUUAUCAGAAAAUAACUUAAGUAAACUAGAAAACAUAUUUACUCCUCUAAAAAAUCUCCAACACCUGAAUUUAAGUAGGAACAACAUUGAGUUCAUUCUUGAGAAUUACUUCAACAAUUGGCUUCUGCAACAUUUAGAUGUAUCGCACAAUAACUUAAGGAAAUUAGCACCGGGGGCUUUGCAGUUACUGCCGAAUUUAGCUCGAUUACUACUGACAGAUAACCCGCAUUUGGGGAUUACACAGUUGGAUACACAAUUGUUAGUUGGCACCGGCCGCAGACUACAGCAGAUCGAUGCAUCGAGAACCGGAUUAUACCAAGUCCCUGAAGCGUUCACACAUUCCGUACGAUUUCUAUCACUGGUCGGAAACCAUAUAACUUCGAUAGGGUGCGGAGAUCUCGAUAGCUAUCCUUUAUUACAAUCGUUAGAUUUCUCUAACAACAAAAUCAAAUCUAUUGAAGAAGACUCUUUAGGCAGAUUAGAAAUGCUUCUAUUUUUAAACUUGAAUAAAAACUCUUUAAGCGUAGUCCCCAAGUCAUUACCUGAUGAAUUAAAGUAUCUGUCAAUAAACAACAACAUUAUUAAAAACCUAACUAUGUUAGAUUUCAAGGAUCUACCGAAUCUACGUAUUCUGCUUCUAAAAAGCAACGAAAUAUUAUACAUUGAAGACCACGUUUUCGACGAUUUAUUAUCUCUGGAAAUAUUAGAUUUAUCAAACAAUCCGUUACAAAUGCUGUCGCCGAGCACAUUUGAUGGACCGCUAUCUCUUCGUGAUCUGAGAUUAUGUUACUUGAAUAUUUCCGUGCCUGCAAAAGAUGGCUCCUUUCCAAUGUCGUCUCCAGAAAGUGUACAAAUGUUACAUCUACAAUCAAGUCCAGGCCUCGCCAGACAGUUUUUAGCUGACUCAGCUGCCCUUGCUGCCUUCACCCACUUACAAUAUUUGGAUUUGAGAAUGAACAAUUUACCUAACAUAAGGAACGACUUACUGUUCUAUCUAGUACAAUUGAAAACUUUAAGAUUACAUGGAAAUAAAAUUAACUGCAGCGCUGAGUUAUGGCUGUCAGACUGGAUGAAUUGGAAUAAAAGUUUGCUAAACAAUGAAACGUGUUACUAUUCAACUUCUGAGGCGAAAGCGGAGAUAAACAAAUAUAAUUGUACCUUCCCUGAAACUUUUACGAUAAACGAAACUUGGGCAGCAAAGGCCACGAAAUUAAUGCAAAUAAGACUUUUGUUUCGACCCUUGAAAAAAAAAGCUCCCAUUAAUAAUAAUACAAAGAGGAAUGAUGAAAAAUUGAAAGCUGAGAAUAUAAUUCAACAUAAACACCACACUGAGACACAAUUUGAAUCGAGAGAAUAUCUAAAGGUCUCAGCCAAAAACGACGUAGCCAUUGACAGUGUGUUGCAAACCGAUCUUCUCAUAUCAAAGGCUCCAAAUAGAACUCAAUAUCGUGAAAACAUAUCGGGAAAAUUAUUGAGUCCACCUGUAGGCACUGAGGAGUCUAUUACGAACCUCUAUGAGGAAAAUCAAUACCGGCUCAAUAGCACUAGCAAUAGUACUUAUACCACUCCAAAUAACAUGGAAUACUCACAUUACCAGCCUCCGAGUCAUUUCGGACAAUACUUUGGGAUAGUUGCCGUAUCGUGUUUGAUUAUUAUGUCUUUGGUCCUGUGGCUCAGUAUACGAUUGAGGUAUAAAAGAAGGCAUGCUCCCAGCGUGGACGGAGGGGGUGAGGAGCAGAUAGAAGUGUCGAAUAUAUCCGGGGGGGUGCUGUGGUGA
Molecule: messenger RNA, 2232 nt
Organism: Leptosia nina
Lineage: Eukaryota; Metazoa; Arthropoda; Insecta; Lepidoptera; Pieridae
Source: the annotation of a GenBank genome assembly